This is a messenger RNA of Colletotrichum navitas, 978 nucleotides long. RefSeq lists its product as uncharacterized. The coding region runs from base 168 to 800 and encodes 210 amino acids. NCBI's taxonomy places the organism in Eukaryota, Fungi, Ascomycota, Sordariomycetes, Glomerellales, Glomerellaceae. The transcript has a single exon. The record is from RefSeq and is a predicted model, not a curated record.
GUCACUGUCUCUGUCGCUGUCGCUGUCACUGUCACCAUCACCAUCACCAUCACCGUCACCGUCGCCGUCUCUGUGUCUCCGUCCCUUAUGCAGUGCAAUCAACCAAUGUGCGUACCUCAAGACCCGAGCAGGGGUGGUGGGUGGCCAAUUACUCUCUCAUCACAGACAUGGGCAAACUUUCAGGGUCUUCUUUGCUUCUGGCCGUCAAGCUUGCUCGCUGUUGGAUAUUACAUGGUAUGUUCGCCAAACACGGGUCGGGUGAGCAACCAAGGCCAAGACAGAAGGUAAAAUCAUUCACCUCGAGGGGACUUCCCUCUCUUACACUCCAGCCCAGGAGCAGCCUCCAUCAUGCCUCUUCCCGGCCAAUGUUCAUCCUUCUUGCAACAACAUCAGCAAACAUUGUCCGACUCCUCACUUGCGCGACUGCAGGGAAACCCAUCGUCACGGAUCCCAUACUGCCCAAGGGAGGCAACGCCAUCUUCGUGUCAAUGACCUGGACUCGGUGUACCCCCCAAGACACGGCUCAGGACGGCACCGACCGACCCUCACACGUUGAGGGGACGACUUCCAAGCCAUCCCCUACCGACAUCGCUAACGCACCGCGUAUCCGUGUACUAUGUCGCAAACCAACCUCCCUCCCUCCUACCUACGUAGUAGAUACCACGGCGACGGCCUGCCACAGCACCGCGAGACGCCCCGGCAUUCCGUCCAACCCAGAGCCCCAUUACAUCCACCUUUCCCCGGCAGAGCCAACGAAUCCUUCGGCUCAGCUCUUGCUUGAUGGUGUCGAUUUAAUAUAAGGCAAGCCACCUGCAAGGGGAACGCUGCGGCACCCUUCCUCCCCCAAGACCGGAAUCGGGACACAGGCUUUUGGUCUCCAAUCCCAACCACAGCAUCCCUCCGCACAGUUUCGCCUGGUUUUCCGGGCCAGUCGUGUCAUGAAGCAUUCCAAGUAGCCUCUUUCUCUCACACACUCAC